CCCCUUCUCAGCCUUGCAGACACACGCGCUGUACACGAACCGCUGCUGCAUCUUUUUCGGUGCCUUUGUUGAAUGCCGUCACGCCCGUUGCGCCUCGACCAUCGCCGCAACUGCUCACGCACACGCAUCCACCAACAUUGGACCACUUGGCGAGCUGCGUAAGGCAGAACCCUGCACGCAACGCGCAAUCAGCGCCUGCCACCUUCCGAAGCCAAAGCCACGACUGGGGACCGAGCACCAAAAGUCGGCCUAUUCUUCCAUUUUACAGACAUCACCCUCCCACCGUACACACCACAGUCGCUACACAUCUCGCCCGUCAUGGCGGCGCAUGACUACUACACGAACAACACCCACAACUACUACAACGCCACUCCUUACGACAACUACUCUUACCGAAACGAUGCGCCUCUCCCACCCGUCCCCCAGCAACCGCAGUCGCCUUUAGAUGACCGCGCGGGUCUGUACACACAUCAGGCGCCACAGCACAGCUACCCUGGAGCGAGCGGGAGGAACCACCAAGAUGGAGAUCCCUUUGACGACGGCAAUGCGAUUCCACUAGACGGAAGGAAACCGAACAAAUACGAUUCAACAAACACAGUCUCGCCCGUGUUACCGCAUGAGCAGGAUGACCCUUUUGUGCGCGACGCAGACCCUCGGAGGAAGAGACGGCGUACGGAUGGUAUUGCGCCUCCCAAGCAGGGCUGGUUCAAAGGGAGGAUUACAUGGAUGGUCUUUAUCCUGACAUUUGCCCAGAUCGUGGUCUUCGUGGCGGAGUUGAUCAGGAAUGGUGUCCUCACUGGUACCCCUAUCGCGAUUAAGCCGUCAUUCAAUCCCAUGAUUGGCCCUUCGCCAUAUGUGCUGAUCAACAUGGGAGCGCGGUAUCAGCCCUGCAUGCACACCAUGCCCGGCGUCCAGGACAAUGCGGUGCCCAUUUCAUGGCCCUGUCCGAACGCAACUGCGACCACUGGCGACAGUGUUACAUGUCAGUUGUCAGAUCUCUGUGGUUUCGAUGCCGAUCAGAACCCGCGCGUGAAUGGGACGCUGGACGACAAACCUGCUCCCAAUCAAUGGUGGCGCUUUAUUGUGCCCAUUUUCCUUCACGCUGGCAUUAUCCAUAUUGGCUUCAACAUGCUACUGCAGCUAACGCUGGGCCGAGACGUGGAAUUGCUGAUUGGUAGCAUCCGCUUUGCCAUUUUGUACUUCGCCUCUGGCAUCUUUGGCUUCAUCUUGGGCGGCAACUUCGCUGCUACGGGCAUAGCAUCCACUGGAGCUUCGGGCAGCUUGUUUGGCAUAUUAGCCAUCACUCUGCUCGACCUACUGUACACAUGGAAGGAGCGAAGGAGUCCAGCCAAGGAUUUGAUGUUCAUCUUCAUCGACGUGGUCAUCGCAUUCGUGCUCGGUCUUCUACCUGGACUGGACAACUUCUCGCAUAUCGGAGGUUUCUUGAUGGGACUGGUACUGGGUGUUUGUCUUUUGCGUUCACCUACCGCCAUCGGGCAACGUACAUCAGACCCCAUGUACACCCAUGUUGCCGAUCAAAACGAUCGAAAUGCAACACUCAAGGCCUUCGUCAAGGAUCCUGUUGGCCAUUUCAAGGGCCGGAAGGGUGUCUGGUGGGCGUGGUGGCUGGUCCGCGCAAUUGCUCUAGUCGGAGCACUGAUCGCUUUCAUUUUACUCUUGAAGAACUUUUACGAAUGGCGUGGCGGGUGUUCUUGGUGCAAAUAUUUGUCAUGCCUUCCUAUCAAGGUGGGCGACACAGAUUGGUGUAGCAUUGGCAACCUAGACUUCACCAGUACGACCACCAAUAGUACCUCGAAACGCAGUCUCCUGGAGUUGACGAGGGAUGUUUUUGAGUUGCAGAAUUGAACGGAAAGACUGCUCGUACUGAAUGCGAGUCUGAAAUGGGCAGAAAGCUACGCUGAGCGCACACGGUACUCGGUGAAGCGAAGACCAAGAAACAGGGAUAUUUAUUGUGUUUUAGCGAGGCGCUGGGGUUUUAACGACAGAGCGGGCCAACGGCAUCGCCUAUUGAAGGGCAUGCAUAUGUAAAAGAUCUGAUCCAUUUAUGCAUCGGGCGAAGGAAACGAGCACAACUUGCACGAGACCCAUGGGCGUGAAAGUCUAUUAGCAUGCAAUUGAUGAGUGAGACCCCAAACCUUUUCUUGCUUACCUGAAAACUAUAACAUAUCAGCUUCAUCCGCUACAAUUUUCCGCUUACCUGUUGCUAGCAUAUGCCACCAUAUCAACCGACGCGAGAUGCACUACUGCACGCCGCCCCUCACACGAAUCCCGCAUCACGGAAGCUCGAGCAGGUCGUUAGACGUUUCAAUUUGCAACCUCAUGUCAGAAG
This is a messenger RNA of Cercospora beticola, 2350 nucleotides long. RefSeq names its product rhomboid family protein. Gene Ontology annotation, cellular component: membrane. NCBI's taxonomy places the organism in Eukaryota, Fungi, Ascomycota, Dothideomycetes, Mycosphaerellales, Mycosphaerellaceae. The record is from RefSeq and is a predicted model, not a curated record. Gene Ontology annotation, biological process: proteolysis. Gene Ontology annotation, molecular function: serine-type endopeptidase activity.